UGACCUUUUUGUCAACAAUGAACCGUGCAAAAGGUGCAGUGAGGUUAUCAAAGUAUUUUCAACGAGUUUCUGCACGAAACUUCCAUGCAUCUAUUGCAACAUGUAUGAGAAUAUGCUCUUGUUGCCAUCAACAUAAAAGAAAUGCAGUUGACCAAAAAGUUCUAGAUUACAACAAGGUUUUCCAACGCUCCAUUGAAAACCCAGAUGAUUUUUGGGCAGAGCAAGCAGACGAUUUAGUAUGGGAUAAAAAAUGGGACAAAGUGCUUGACAACUCGAACCCGCCUUUUACAAAAUGGUUUGUUGGCGGAGAACUGAACACUUGUUACAAUGCAGUAGAUCGACAUGUAGCCGAAGGCAACGGAGGUCAGGUAGCCAUUAUAUACGACAGUCCUGUCACGAAGCAAAUUAAAAAAAUCACAUACAGGGAAUUAUGGGAAGAGGUGUCGCUAUUUGCUGGGGUGCUUCAGAAGAAUGGGGUGAAGAAAGGAGACCGUGUGUUGAUCUACAUGCCGAUGAUUCCCCAGGCAAUAGUGGCGAUGCUGGCGUCAGCUAGGCUAGGAGCCAUACAUUCACUUGUAUUCGGAGGGUUUGCUUCAAAGGAACUCUCAACGAGGAUAGAUCAUGCAAAACCGAAGGUGAUAGUGAGUGCAAACUAUGGUGUAGAACCAGGGAAACUUGUGCCUUAUAAACCAUUGCUGGAUGGAGCGCUAAAAAUGAUCAGCUUUCGGCCUCAGAAAUGUAUUAUAUAUAACAGACCAGGGUUUGACUUCACUCCACUUGCGAAAGGUCGUGACCUUGAUUAUACAUUUGAGAUGUCCCAGUCACAUACCACAGAUUGUGUUCCUGUCCCAGCAACAGACCCUGUCUACCUGCUUUAUACUUCUGGGACCACUGGACUUCCAAAGGCUGUGGUUAGGCCAAGUGGAGGCCAUGCUGUUGUAUUGAAAUGGUCCAUGUGGAAUAUAUAUGGUAUAAAACCUGGAGAGGUUUGGUGGUCAGCUUCUGACCUUGGCUGGGUUGUUGGACAUUCGUAUAUUGCCUAUGCACCUUUACUUAAUGGAAACACCACUGUACUGUUUGAGGGUAAGCCAGUCGGUACUCCAGAUCCUGGCGUGUAUUUCCGUAUCAUCAAGGAGCACAAUGUUGCAGGUCUGUUUGUAGCACCGACAGCUCUGAGGGCCAUUAGGAGAGAUGAUCCAGAAGGUGACUUUGGAAGGAAAUACAUGCCAUUAAGCAGUUUUCGUAACAUGUUUGUGGCAGGUGAACACUGUGAUAGAGAGACUAUGGAAUGGACAAAGAAAGUCUUUAAUUGUCCAGUACUAGACAACUGGUGGCAAACAGAAACUGGUUGGGCUAUAACAUCUACGUGUGUAGGUUUAGGAAUGCCACUACAUCCCACACCAGGUGUCACUGGCAAGCCUGUACCUGGUUGGAAUGUGAAAGUGCUAAAAGAUGACUUUAGUGAAGAAACUAAAGAUUCAGAACUAGGACAGAUAAUUGUACAAUUACCACUGCCACCAGGGUCUUUCAGUACUCUAUGGGAAAAUGACUAUAGAUUUGAGAAUACAUACUUUGAUCUGAAAAAGAAUUUUUACAACACAAUGGACUCGGGGUAUAGAGACAAAGAAGGUUAUGUUGCUGUCAUGUCUAGAUCUGAUGAUGUCAUUAAUGUUGCUGGGCACCGUCUAUCAGCUGGAGCCCUGGAAGAGGCAAUCAUUGACAGCCCAUAUAUAGCAGAAGCUGCUGUUAUAGGUGUACCAGACGAAUUAAAGGGAGAAGUCCCACUUGGUUUAUGUGUUCCCAAACAUGGUAUGGACAAAUCAGAUGAGCAGAUCAAGCGAGAUGUAAUCAAGCAUGUGAGAGACAGUAUAGGACCUGUUGCCAGCUUUAAACUUGCCAUUCUCGUGCCAAAACUGCCUAAAACACGCUCUGGAAAGAUCGCUCGAAACACCAUAGCUGCCAUGGCAGCAGGAAAACCUUUCAAAAUACCAGUGACCAUUGAAGAUGACAGUGUAUAUCCUGCCAUCAGAUUGGCAUUAAAGGAUAUCGGAUAUGCUCCAGACCCGCCAUCAGAUACCGCCAUCAAUUGAAGAUGAGUCGGUGUAUGUUGACAUCAGUGCUGCACUGAAAGCUGUGGGGUUUACACCUGGACAAUCAGAGAGGAGUCAACAAGCAGAACCAUAUUAAAUUUACCUCAUAGUCUACAUGUAGUUUAACAUAAUGAAUUUCUAGGGUUGAAUGCAAUACUGUGAUAUUUCGUAUUCGAUAAAGGUGGACUUACAACACUAUUGCUUUCAGCCAACCAUAUGCAUAGAUAUAUACAGAUGUGUGUAUGUAGAUGGAUAUAUCAGUACUCUGACACAGUUGUAUGAGAUGUUGGAAUUACAGUGUUUAUUAACUAACAUGGCAUAAAAAUGCAAUAUACCUUUACAUAUUUUUGUAGCCAACACAAAGCUUGCUCAAUUUUGUGUUUAACACAGAAGUGUGUUUAGAAAUGUGUUAUCUGUAUUUUAAACAGAGAUUAUCAUAAUUAUAGAUCUCCUCUUUUACUGUUACCAUACCAGAUUUAUAGGUGGCCAGGUGAUCUGAUGGAAACGCGUUUGUCUGUCAGUCCAAAGGUCUGGCCGGGGUCUUGGGUUUGUAUUCCAGUCCAGGCAUUGGAAAUUUCUGAGAUGCUCUUGAGUGUCUCCCACCUAACUAUGAGGCCAGUACUGAUUCUUCCCAGGAAAGGCAGCUUAGCAUGUUUCUUAGCUACACAAUGGGCAAGUUAAAGUAUCCGAGUGUCUGUUUGCAAAGAUUUAGACUAAGUAAGCCAGACAUGCCUGCAUCUAAUGGAUUUCUCUCUCUCAGCUCUGGGUGCUUUCCCUUACUCUGUCCCUCUGGUCAUACUGCUCUGUGUCUACUUUGUAGAGGAUGACUUUGGCACUCUUAGUGACUGCCUUUGUAUGGGAAGAUUCAUUAAAAGGGGGCUAUAUAAAUAUGGUAUAAUGUACACUCCUGUGCUUGUAGAAUUUUAGCUUAUUUUGAAUGUGAUGUCUCUUUAAUUAUUGUAGCCCAGAUUUUUUGUGCUUUGUCUAUACAUGUAGUUGAGUAUAUGCAUUAUGUACUUUAUAGUCUUAUAGUAUAAUAUAAUCCAAGUCUAUUGUAUUUAAUAAUGAAAUUAUUUGAAAAUAUUUUUAUUCUUUUAAAUUAUAUGUUAAAGUGUGUGAAAGAGAUUUAUAUGGACUACUUUCAUGAUGUUUUGUAAUGUAAUGCCUUUGUAAUAUUUUCAAGGUCUGUCCCAGAUCAUAUUGGACCAGACAUUGUGGGAAAAAAAAAAAGAUAUGAGCUGCGCCAUGAGAAAACCAACAUAGUGGGUUUGCGACCAGCAUGGAUCCAGACCAGCCUGCGCAUCCGCGCAGUCUGGUCAGGAUCCAUGAUGGUCGCUUUUAAAGCCUAUUGGAAUUAGAGAAACUGUAAGCGAACAGCAUGGAUCCUGACCAGACUGCGCGGAUGCGCAGGCUGGUCUGGAUCCAUGCUGGUCGCACACCCACUAUGUUGGUUUUCCCAUGGCACGGCUCAUAUUGCCUGGUCAUUGAAAACCUUUCAAAUAAUAUACAUGUUGGUAAAAUAAAACAUCAUGGGCAGCAGAGACACUAAUGGUGCUUUUUUUUUUUUUUUUUUUUUACUGUAAUCAUGUUACAAAUUUCAGUUAGAGUGAAAUCAUUUCAUUUCAUUUACACAAAUUUCAUGGUUUUGUCAAAACAGGGAUUUCUUGGGAAAAGAAUUGAUGGAAUUUGAUCAUUUGCGAAUUCUAAUGUUUUUGAUAUUUUAAUUUUAAAUUAGUUUCAUUGGUUGAUUCAACAAUGAAAUCCAUGAAAAUUAUUACUCUACCAAUACUUAUGAUUUUACAGUAACUAGUGAAUGGCAAUGAAAUAUUUAAUGUUUCAUAUAUGAAAAAGAAAACAAUUCAGUGUAUUUGUAUAAUGACUAAUUUGAAUUAAUUGAAUGUCAUAUUAAGGUAGUGGAGUCGUAAUGACAAACAGUAGAUUACAUACUAAUGGAAUGUGAUUUCGACAUUUUACAUUUUUUUACGAGAAAAUGUACAUUCAGCUAAAUUUACGUGCAAAGAAUACAUGACUGCACAACUAAAGUUUGUAAUCAUACGGGAAAUGCAAUGUCAUUGCCAGUUCACUACCUUUAGUAAAUUUGUAUAAUCAGAAUGCCUUGAAGGUUCUUUUUUGUCAGUAGGUAGGCAAGCUACUCUAAAAAGUGUAUUUAAAUGUACCUGAUUGCCAUUAUUGUGUUGUUAUGAAGUUCAUUGAAUUCUCACAACAGUGUGUAUCAUUGCAGCAUGGUCAUCAUGAUUAUUUUCUAAAACUUUAAAAACUGCCUUAAAGGUCCAAUACUAAGGAAAGUGAACAUUUUAAUUUCUUUUAAAAAGCACAGAAACUAUUUCAUUUUAUUGGAAAAUGAAAGUUGGUAUGUAGAAAUUCGAAAUAAAUCGCAGUAUAUGUACAAUUAUUUUUCUAUGAAGUAUGAAGAAAGUUAAAAAGACCUGGGGGGUCAUUCUGUCGAUUUAUUGAAAUUUCAACAUAAUACACAUACAUUUCUUUGAGUUCCAAAGACUUUCUGUAAAUUUUGACCUGCCAAUCUUCAUUAUUUAGUGUCUUGCAGAAGUCUAUGCACUGGCUAUGAAAAAAAUUGCCAACUCACUUUCCCUUAGUAAUGGACCUUUAAUCUUCCGUGAGGUAUGAGGUAUAUAGGGACUAUAUUGGGAGUAAUGUACAUUGGUUAUUCUGCCAACCAUUUGUUUCCGGAGAGCAAAUAUCUGAAACGAUGCCAGUGGAUCAUCAAAUUGCUACACAUAUAUUAAUGUUUACCAUCAAAAUGCAUCCACAUACACACAAGACCAGAAUCUAUAGGUUCAAGGUCAAGGUCUGUCUUGGAGGUCAAAAGUCAGAUAGCUUAAUUUCAUGUCCCCUCCAUAUAUUCUUAACUGCUGUAUGGAUUUUCAUAUAACUAGCAUCAUUUGUUUACCUCAUCAAGACAACAUUUAUCAAAGCUGUGUCUGGGGGUACUAAUCACCUCUAUUGAUAGCUCUAGUUUCAGUUUGCUUUAUUUUUAGGUUGAAUUUAUUUUGCCAUGUCUGGUCAGUUUUGACUAUUAUUCAGAAUCUUUAUAAACAGAUUAAAUAUGUAGCAAAUUAAAAUGUGUUUAACUUUGAAAUUUUAAAGAAGAGAAACUUUUUUAACUUGUAAUCUUUUCCGCAAAGUGCUGAAAUGUUUGUAAAUUUAUUGUUGAAUUAAUAAAUAUGAUGUUGAAGUUUUUUCUUAUGUCUGGAAAACAUGUAUAUAUAAUGUAUAACAUUAAAAAAUGAUUACGAAACUUAGAGAAUUUUUUUAUAACAUAUUAUACAACCAUGAAGUUCAUGAAUUAAUUUUGCCAGUAAUUGAAUUUGCACUUUUAAGGGUAUUUUGUAUAUAGUUUGAUAGGUAUAUAUUUUAUACUUUUGAAGUUACCCAGCUACUAGUAGAUAUUUAGAGGUCCAAAUAUUUGUAGGGUUAUUGUUUGUUUGGAAAUAUUUUAUUUUUUAAUAAUAUUUUAUUAAUACAGUUUUAGCAUAUAGUUAUAAAUAUAUUAAUUGUUAAGAUGUACUGUCACAUGUUUAAGCUUAUUGAGACUCAGUCCAAGGUUAUCAAACUCAGUUUGGAGACCAGUCUGAGAAUGCAGCCUUGCCAUUGGUCAGUUUCAUAAUUGGGCUCAGAAACAACCAAUCAGAGCCUGGGGUUUGAGACUGGUUUCAAAAAAACGACCUAGGAAACUGAUCUGAAAAUGCAAGCAUCCGGUUGGUCAUUUCUGAGCUCAUCUUGAAAAUGUCCAAUAGUAAAGCUGCAUUUGGAGUCUGCUGUUCAAACUUUUGUGACCUUGGAACCAAACUGGGUAAUUUUUUCGUUUAUAUUUACACACCAGAUACCUUUUUUGUAAAAAAGAAAACUUGUUUUUUUAGUGCCUUUAGAUACUAUGAAACUGCUGUUUUACAGGAUGUGGUUUCGAAAACUAUCACUUACUGACAGUAAAAUAUACUGUUCUGAGUGAAAGGUAGACUAGCUCCUAGACUAUGAUAUAUCUUUUUACAUUUUUAUGAUUGAAUGUAGUGAACUGAGCCAGACUAUAUCCUAUGUCCAAUAUCACAUAAUAAUUUCAACAUCAGUCCUAUGUGAAAAUCUCUAAAAUAGACUGGCUUUUGUCUCUAUGAAAUUGAAUUUGUCAAAAAAGGGAAAAAUAUAGAAAUAUAGUUAUUAUCAGUCUAGUGGCUAGUCUAAGUAAAAUAGAGUCUGCAGAACUGAGUAAUGUUUGAGAUAUAUUGUGUAUGUAAUAAAAUUAUUGCUUGAAUUGUGACAAAAGUUUUAUGCCAGUACUCUAUAGAGGGUAAUAUUGUUUUAUAGCUCACGUGAGCUCAAACUGAGCUAUUGUGAUCCCACUGUGUCUGUCGUGCAUCUGUUUGUUUGACCAUCUGCUGUCAAUAAUCACUUUAAAUGACAUCUUCAAAACCACUGAAUGGAUUUUGAUGAAAUUUGGCCUGAAGCUCUUUGGGUACCAAAGUUGCUCAAAUGGUUAAGCUUUGUUGCACAUAUUGGCCACCAAAACUAAAAAUAGAAAAAUUUUGGAACAGCGUCUCCCAAACCGCUUGUCAAAUCUGAAAUGAUUUCACACAACUACUCCUAAUGUAAUCCUCUACCAAAGUUUUUCAAAAUAUUUCGAUUUUUCAAAAAACUUUUUCGCUAGAGGGCAUGGUAAUUUUUUGGCAAUAUGUAUAUUAUAGUGGAAACUUAAAAAAUCUUCUUGUGUGAAACUGCUGGCCUGAUUUUAAAAUAAUUUUACACAAAUGGUCCUUGUAUGACCCUCUACCAAGAGUGUUCAGAUUAUUCUAAUUCAUUUAAAGAUAUGGUCGCCAGAGGGCAUGGUAACUUUUUCCUAUACGUAUAUACAGUCAAAUACCGUUACCUCGAUAUUCAACGGACUGCUAAAAUUGCAUCGACGUAUCCGAAGUUCGACGUAAUGAUAUCGUCUAUCUGGGACUACAUUUUGUAUCUGUGUAGGACGUCUAUAUUGUCAUUGCAUCCCAUGCUUCUUUUAGACGGUUCGAAAGGGGAAAGAUAUGAUAUAAAACGUAAAUACAAUCUAAAUUUUAUUGACAAAUAAAACAUCUUAAUUCAGUAGUACAUACAUACAACUUUUUUUUUUUAAUUUACAUGUAAACAUUAGCAUUUUUAUUAAUAUAUAUUUUAUUUAGAUAUGAACAAUAGCACAUAAAUUCUUUAUAUACAACUUUCACAUGUCGUCAUUAGCAUUUGCCAGUUAAAUACGCAUAUUGUUACUCGAUCAUAAAUGUUAGAUUUUUGACUUUGUCAAACAGAAAAAAUAUUUCGUCCAAAUUAAUUGUUAUAUUGAAAACAGCUUGACAGCUUGCAUGCUUUUUAGACUAAUUAUUGGGAAUUAAAUGCAAACUUGCUAACAUUUAAAUCGGAUUAAAGAUUAAAUAACAAACAAAACAAACA
Molecule: messenger RNA, 7541 nt
Organism: Mercenaria mercenaria
Lineage: Eukaryota; Metazoa; Mollusca; Bivalvia; Venerida; Veneridae
Product: acyl-CoA synthetase short-chain family member 3, mitochondrial-like
Exons: 18
Coding region: 18-2090 (690 amino acids)
Source: RefSeq, a predicted model, not a curated record